AUAUAAGUUUAUAACCAACAACAAUUACAAAACCCUAACCCUAAGGAGAAGAUCAGCAAUUGCCCUCUAACUCGCCGUACAUUCAUUCGCCGUCUUCUCGAAGGUUAGUUAAUCAGUAUGUCGUUCGGAGAACUUGCUGCCACUUACGCAUGCUUGAUCCUCCACGAUGAGGACAUUCCAAUCACCGCUGAGAAAAUUUCAGCUCUAGUCAAAGCAGCUAAUGUGACAGUGGAGCCCUACUGGCCUCUCCUGUUUGCUAAACUUGCUGAGAAGAAAAAUAUUGGUGAUCUCAUCAUGAAUGUUGGUGCUGGCGGUGGUGGUGGUGCAGUUGCUGUUGCUGCCCCCACUGGUGGUGCUGCUGCUGGUGCUGCGGCUGCUGCUCCUGCUGCCGAGGAAAAGAAGGAAGAGCCUAAGGAGGAAAGUGACGACGACAUGGGAUUCAGUCUGUUUGAUUAGGAGCUCCUCCCAGUACGAUUUUUAGUUCUUUUUUAAAAUUUUGAUGAGACCUGGAUAUAGCACCCGUGUUAAGGAGAUUUUUGAUCUGCUUGUCACAGUAAAAUGCAACCUUGACAUUUUAUGUUUUAUGAACAUCAGUUAUGUUACUUUUACUUAUUAGUUAUUACCAACUCCAA
Molecule: messenger RNA, 632 nt
Organism: Solanum dulcamara
Lineage: Eukaryota; Viridiplantae; Streptophyta; Magnoliopsida; Solanales; Solanaceae
Product: 60S acidic ribosomal protein P1-like
Exons: 4
Coding region: 118-456 (112 amino acids)
Biological process (GO): translational elongation; cytoplasmic translation
Cellular component (GO): cytosolic large ribosomal subunit; ribosome
Molecular function (GO): protein kinase activator activity; ribonucleoprotein complex binding; structural constituent of ribosome
Source: RefSeq, a predicted model, not a curated record